CUUUUCUCUCCCAGCGAAUAUCUAAGCGAAAUUGCACCACGGAAAAAUCGAAAAAAUUAAAAAAGAAUUUUCCAAUCAACCCUCUUGACAGUUCCUAAUUGUAUCAGCAGCCAAUUACCAAACGUUCGAGGGGUGGUCUUGCGCGUCACCGGGGAGAAGACCGCGAGAGAAGAGAAGAGGGGGAGACGAGCUGCUCAGCGACCCGGCUGUUCCCUUCCGGGAGUUCCGGGCCUAUUGAUUUCGCGUCGCGCACCUAUCAAGGCAGCAGCAUCAUCGCGAUUUUGCGCAUCGAGUUUUAAAGGACGCCUACGCUCCAGACGCUCUUCGCGUCCCUUUUGUCCCCAACCAACGUAUAUAGAACGGCAUCAUCAUUGCUGAUAAGGCUGAUAACAUGACUCCCGACGGGUACGCUCGAGUGUACGUCGGAGGUCUGAACGAAAGCAUCAAGAAGGAGGAUCUGCAGAUGCAAUUUGAGAAGUUCGGCAAACUGAACAAAGUCUGGGUAGCCUUCAACCCCCCGGGUUUUGCCUUCAUCGAGUUCUUCAACAUGGACGAAGCUGAGGAGGCCUGCAGCAACAUGAAUGGAACUGAGAUCAUGGGGGCAAAGUUGAGGGUAGAGAUUUCGCGGGGGAGGGGUCGUGGGGGCAGGGGUGGCUUUAAAGGCAGAGGUGGUGGCAGAGGGGGCUUCGGCGCCCGAGGUGGUGGCUAUAGGGGUGGCGGCGGUUAUGACCAAGGAGGUGGCAACUAUUAUUCAGGCAGGGGCGGCGGCAAUAGUGGACGCUACGGUGGCCAAAGCUACGGUGGCCGGAACGCCGGUUACGCUUCGCGCGAUACUUACUCGCAGGACGGCUACGGUGGUGACGCCGGCUCCGACUACUAUAGCGGCAAGGACACGAGCUCUUCGAGGUAUCGCAGUCGAUCCCCGGCUGGACGUGGCAGUCAACGUCAUCUGCGUGAAUGCACGUAAAAGAACUACGCUACGUUGCCAUACCAAUCUGCGGGCCGACGCCGCCCGCCUCGACGACUACAUUCUGUCCAAUCUUCGCAGCGACGUGUAUAUAUGCAACCAAUCAUUAUUAAUUAAUCAGUGCUCUAACAUAAUUUUCGCAAUUUAAAGAAUUCCAAUUUUAAAGCACACAAGAUAAUUCUUUUAGAUGCAUUUUUUUUUUCUAUAAGUGAAAUAAUUAUUGAGAAAACGAGAAAAAACUCAGACAAAGACUGAUUGCAAAAAAAAGCUUAGUCUAAAACAAGAUAAAUAUUCGACUUCCACAUUUAGAAUAAUAAGCUAAUGUCUUAAACGAGUAUCCAAUUAUUUCAUUAUAAAAUUGCUACUUAUAGACUACUUAGUGUAAGGACCAUAUUUUAUUAUAUUACACGGUCUUUUUUAUAUUCAAGUUGAGAUAAUGAGAUUUCUGUAUAACUCUAGCGAAUAGUAUUCUAAACUCUUGACUGUAUUUGCUUUACAACUCUCUCCUUUAAGUCGAUAUGCAUUAAUUGUUACUGUAACUGAUACUAUUUAUAGUAUUUUUUUUUUUUUAUAAAAAAACAAAACCGAAACUAAUUUAUGGAUGAAACUUUAAGUUUCCAUUACAAAAUAUAGUCUGUGACUAGUUCGUAAAAUUGAAAAGUGUUGUUUUUUUAUAAGUUAACAUACAAGUUUUAUUAAACCAAUACAAGAUAAAAUUGGCGAUGUUAUUUAACAUUCUUGUAAUUUGUCUGAAAUUGAAAUGAAAACAUCAUUAAAUAUUUUGCGCUCAC
Nasonia vitripennis (jewel wasp) is the source of this 1758-nucleotide messenger RNA. RefSeq names its product RNA-binding protein Rsf1 (gene Rsf1). The record is from RefSeq and is a predicted model, not a curated record. Gene Ontology annotation, cellular component: spliceosomal complex. The coding region runs from base 392 to 967 and encodes 191 amino acids. Gene Ontology annotation, biological process: positive regulation of mRNA splicing, via spliceosome. NCBI's taxonomy places the organism in Eukaryota, Metazoa, Arthropoda, Insecta, Hymenoptera, Pteromalidae. The transcript is spliced from 3 exons. Gene Ontology annotation, molecular function: RNA binding.